AUGACGGGGGCUCGGGAGACACCCCCCGACAGAGGCGGCGGAGGGCGGAAGGUGAAGAUUCCCAAGUAUAGCCGGGGGAGCGCAGCCCCUCCCCACAAACCCAGCCCCGCCGCCACCAUCCCGGAGACCCGAGCGGCCCCCGCGGGCCCCGGCUCCCUCCCCUGGCAGGCACCAGGCGCCCCCUCCUGCCAGAACCCCCAGGACCCCCACCACAGAGGUGCCAGAACAGGGGGCGCCCUCGUCCUGUCCCAGGACCAGUCCCAAGCACCACAGCAUCGCAUGCACUCGGCCAGCAGGAGGCUCUGCCCAGACCUGGGGCCCCUGGGCGGGCAGGGGCAGAGAGCAGGGGGCAGACGGCAUGGCCAGCAACACCUGGAGGAGGGUGUCGGGGUUCAUCCUGGGGCCCAGAGAGCGUGUGCAUCCUGGACCCCAUCCUCGCCCCACGUCCUUUCGGCGCAGAGGCCAGCGGGUGUCCCUCCAGCUGGACACCCACCUUCUGGCGGGGCUCUCCGUGUGAGCGGGAGGGGCCGCCGGGCAGGGCUGGGUCUCGGGCUCCCCCUCGUGGCCAUCCUGCGCCACUGCACGACCUGCCAGCCCCGCCCCAGCCAGGUGGGCUCUGGGGCAGGUGCACAGCCUCUCCUCCUAGGAAGUGAAAGUCGGCCCAUCCUCAGCGCCACAGACACAGGGACCCGCGAUGCGCCCGCGCGCGCAGCCGCGCUCUCACGCCCCGCGCUGCAGAGUGUCCCCUGCAGGCCGCAGCCCAGCGCAGGUCUGCGACCCCUCGGACCCCAGACCCAGCGAGGCAAGUACCCCACCCCCGAGGCCGGCCCUCAGAACACGGCCGUCUUGGAACCAGUUCUGGCCCAGGGCCCCUGA
This is a messenger RNA of Lipotes vexillifer (Yangtze River dolphin), 876 nucleotides long. Its product is annotated as proline-rich protein 2-like. The coding region runs from base 1 to 876 and encodes 291 amino acids. The record is from RefSeq and is a predicted model, not a curated record. The transcript is spliced from 6 exons. NCBI's taxonomy places the organism in Eukaryota, Metazoa, Chordata, Mammalia, Artiodactyla, Lipotidae.